Messenger RNA from Paraglomus brasilianum, 1008 nucleotides. Lineage: Eukaryota; Fungi; Glomeromycota; Glomeromycetes; Paraglomerales; Paraglomeraceae. The record is from the annotation of a GenBank genome assembly.
AUGACCGAGAAUCUGAAACCACCCAAAUUGUCUUUUCCAUUUAAGCCAGACACGCUAGCAGAGAUGAUUAGGGAGCUUUAUAACGCAGGACAUGCCUCCAUAACCAUCAUUUUCCGCCCACAGUUUCAAUUAGUCCUUGGAGACAAAGUGAUAGAUGAUACGAGAAUAUAUAAUGCGACUGAAGAAUACUCAACGCCAAUGAGAUAUGCCUCUCCGCAGAAACAAAAGGCAAAAGAAUCAGUUACAGCGCCCGUAACCCAAAGAGAGGUGAAUGAGCUAAUAACGGCAAUUAUGGACCUAAAAAAAGACUUGUCCGGAAGCAGAAUGCCAUCAUCGAGCAGAUCAGAUGGAACAGGUUCUGAUAUUCUCAGCAACCCCAUGCAUCCUAAUAUGACAUCUACUACGGCGCGUUCGUCUCCUGUAGCCUCACCGUUACCCAAUCCACAGCAAGAAUCUGCGUCUAAAGCAAGGAAAUAUCCUCCACGUGCCUAUCCUUCAAUGCCUUUUCUAGUUGACGAGGAUUAUUAUGAUUUGUGUCGAUUAUUACGUAACGCUGCAAAAGGCACGGUUACUCCACUCACAUUCCGGGCGAUAACCAAUCCCGAAGAUAUCCGAGGACGAUUAAAUAAAGAGUUUGGGAUCUCUCGUAACAGACGGGCUACUUUUAGAAGUCGUCUCAAGGCUACAAUUCGUCUGGGAGAAUUACAGCUGUAUUUAAAGAAUAACCCCAAAACUAUGAGUGUUCAACAAAGUCGAGAUGCUUUGCAAUGUCCGUGGGAUGAGGCGGAGAAACAUAUACAGUACGCAACACAAACCUACAUUCUAUUUCAAGGCUUGGGCCAGGAGGCUUAUUCCAAACUGGAAGAAAAUACUUUGAGCUUUUUAGAAGAUUUAAGUCCUAGCGAACUGACAAUAGUGAUGGACUACGCUAAAGGUGUUGCUAGUGGGAAAUAUAGAUUACCAGAUGGAAUGAGUGAUAUGGAGGAUAGUGACAAAGAUGAAUUUUGA